AUGGAACAUCGGUUUCCAAGAGAUAAACUUAAAAGACAAAUAUGGACAGUAGCACUGAGGAGAAGGGACUUUGAGCCAAAUGACCGCUCAGUCGUCUGUAGCCAUCAUUUCAAGUCAGAAGACUUCGACAGGACUGGACAGACAACCCGUUUAAGGGAAGGAGUGAUCCCUUCAGUUUUUAUAUUUACAAACCAACUUCACAAGGCACCCAGUACAUCCAGCUCAAACCACACCUCACACAGGACUACAGUAGAACAUCUGGAUGUCCUGGAUGUUCAGCUAGCAAAGGAUCUUGACAAGUCCGUGAGUGAAAGUCCAGAUCAUCUGUAUGCCCUUGACCCAGUUAAAGUAAAAGAACGGUUAACUGAGGCUCAGGAAAAGCUGGAGGAAUUGCGAAGGGACUUAAGAAAUGCUAAGGACCAGGAAAGAAGACAUAAGAAGACAAUGAAGACGCUACUGAAGGAUUUAAAACAGAAACGCAUGCUUACAGAGGAACUUCAGCAGAAGCUUGAUGUUGUUCUUGUUGGUUGA
Molecule: messenger RNA, 531 nt
Organism: Amphiprion ocellaris (clown anemonefish)
Lineage: Eukaryota; Metazoa; Chordata; Actinopteri; Pomacentridae
Product: THAP domain-containing protein 6-like
Exons: 4
Coding region: 1-531 (176 amino acids)
Source: RefSeq, a predicted model, not a curated record